Messenger RNA from Gastrolobium bilobum, 1401 nucleotides. Its product is annotated as patellin-4. Gene Ontology annotation, molecular function: lipid binding. The transcript has 4 exons. NCBI's taxonomy places the organism in Eukaryota, Viridiplantae, Streptophyta, Magnoliopsida, Fabales, Fabaceae. The record is from RefSeq and is a predicted model, not a curated record. The coding region runs from base 1 to 1401 and encodes 466 amino acids.
AUGACUGCUGAGGUUGUUGCUCAAGAAGAAACCCAAACAGCUGAAGUUGUUGCUGCAAAGGUGGAGAAGGUUGUUGAAGGAGAUGAUGUGGAACCAAAGGAAUCAAUGGAUGAACUCAAACCCAAAACGGUGGAGAAGAGUUCAUCUUACAAGGAAGAAAGCAACUUCCUUUCUGAUCUGAAAGAGUUUGAGAGGAAGGCUUUGAAUGAGCUCAAGUCAAAGCUUGAGGAAGCUAUAUUGGAGAACACCCUCUUUGAGAAAGAAAAGAAGGAGGCUUCAACGGUUGCUGAAGAGAAGAAAGAUGGUGAAGAGAGUGAGAAACCAGUGAAGGAAGAGGAGAAAAGUGUUGGAGUAGUUGAAAAGGAUGUAUCUUUGUGGGGAGUAUCACUUUUUCCAAGCAAAGGAGGAGAGGGUCUUGAUGUGGUUCUGUUGAAGUUCUUGAGGGCUAGAGAGUUCAAAGUCAAUGAUGCAUUUGAGAUGCUGAAGAAGACCCUUAAAUGGAGGAGGGAAUCGAAGAUUGAUUCUGUUCUUGAUGAGGAAUUUUGCUCUGACUUGGCCUCUGCAGCUUACAUGAAUGGUGUUGAUCAUGAAGGCCACCCUGUCUGCUACAACAUCUUUGGUGUGUUUGAUAAUGAAGAGCUUUAUCAGAAAACUUUUGGGACAGAAGAGAAGCGCAAUGAAUUCUUAAGAUGGAGGUUUCAGGUUAUGGAGAAGGGUAUUCAAAAGCUAAAUUUGAAGCCAGGUGGUGUGUCUUCCUUGCUUCAAAUCAAUGACCUUAAGAACUCCCCUGGUCCCUCAAAGAAGGAGCUUCGAAUUGCCACAAAGCUAACUGUUGCAAUGUUGCAGGACAAUUACCCAGAGAUGGUGGCUAAAAAUAUUUUCAUCAAUGUUCCUUUUUGGUAUUAUGCUCUCAAUGCCCUUUUAUCUCCUUUCUUAACUCAAAGAACAAAGAGCAAAUUUGUGGUUGCUCGUCCUGCUAAGGUCACUGAAACAUUGGUUAAGUACAUUCCAAUUGAGGAAAUCCCAGUUCAAUAUGGAGGUUUCAAGAGGGAAAAUGAUUCUGAGUUCUCUGCUCAAGAUGGUGCUGUUUCAGAACUCAUUCUCAAGGCUGGUUCAACUGCAACUAUUGAGAUUCCUGCAUUGGAGGUUGGAAACACUUUGUGCUGGGAUUUAACUGUUAUGGGUUGGGAGGUAAGUUACAAGGAAGAAUUUGUUCCCACUGAUGAGGGUUCUUACACAGUCAUUGUUCAAAAAGGGAAGAAAAUGGGUCCCCAAGAAGGGCCUAUUAGGAACACUUUCAGGAACAAUGAACCAGGGAAAGUUAUCCUCACUAUAGAGAACACUUCAAACAAGAAGAAAAGGGUUAUGUAUCGUUAUAAGGCCAACAAGAGCUCGUUCUGA